AUGAAAGGCAGAAUAUACUCUGUAACGGGCGCCGCGUCUGGAAUUGGUCAAGCUGUUGUUUUGAGGCUGGCUGAAUUAGGUGCUCGCGGUAUUGCUAUCAGCGAUGUGAAUCUAGAAGGUUUGGGAAAGACGAAGAAGUUAUGCGAGGCUUCCGAGGUGCAAAUAGAAUGCACUCGCGUGGAUGUGAGCAAUCCAGAUCAAGUGGACAGAUGGAUCGCAGACACAGUCAGUGUAUUCGGGCGUCUGGAUGGCGCAGCCAAUGUAGCAGGCAUUGCUGCAGGGGAUGGGGACACAACGUGUCAAACAAUUAAAAAAGAAGAGUGGGACAGAACGAUAAGUAUCAACCUCAAUGGAAUCAUGCAUAGUAUGAGAGCGCAGCUACCUCAUCUUCCGCGCCCCGGUGGGGCCAUUGUAAAUGUCUCUAGCACUUCUGGCCUACGAGGUUUCCCAUAUAGUGCGGCCUACUCGACGAGCAAGUUCGGGGUAAUUGGGUUAAGCGCUUCCGCCGCAGGAGAGUUUGGUAAAGAGGGCAUCCGGAUUAAUGCCCUACUCCCAGGGCCGAUUGAUACUCCCCUUCUCCGAGAACGUGCUAGCUCGGGAGGGUUCGAUGCAGACGUAACUAGCGAAGCGACGUGUCUCGGUCGCAUGGGCAAACCCGCUGAGGUUGCUAAAGUGUUGUGUUUCUUGCUUAGUGAUGAUGCUUCCUUUGUUACUGGAGGUAUGUCACAUGCUAAUAUGAGAACUAUUGGAUUUUUGAGAAUCUAA
Messenger RNA from Lachnellula hyalina, 765 nucleotides. RefSeq names its product 3-oxoacyl-[acyl-carrier-protein] reductase. The transcript has 4 exons. The record is from RefSeq and is a predicted model, not a curated record. NCBI's taxonomy places the organism in Eukaryota, Fungi, Ascomycota, Leotiomycetes, Helotiales, Lachnaceae. Gene Ontology annotation, molecular function: oxidoreductase activity. The coding region runs from base 1 to 765 and encodes 254 amino acids.